AAACUUAUGUGCUAUCCGUUUACAUAGGUUAAGACUGCAUACCGUAUAUUUCGAUAAGUCUAUUGCAGGAAUAGAAAAUUUUAGAGUAGUCAGGUUAAGUAUCUCAGAAUGUUGGCAGAACAUUCAGAUUUACGCUUAGGACCGGAUCCGAAUAUCAGUUAUCCGAUUCAAGUACAGUACUGUGGGAAUUGUUCUCUUCCUAUCGAGUACUGCGAACAUUAUCCAGAAUAUGAAAAAUGCAAACAGUGGCUAGAAAGAAACUUGCCAACCGAAUUUGAAAAAGUUAAGCUAGUAGAAGAUAAUACCACGGAAGCGGGUGGAGGUGAAGAUGAAAAGAAACGACAGAAGCGUGGUGGCAAAGGUAUGCUCAAGACCAAGAAAAAAGAAGAUGUCCCAAAAUUAGUGACUGUGUCAAGAGCUCCUAGAGGAAAGAAGAAAUCAGUCACUGUUGUGACUGGACUUAGUACUUUUGAUAUUGACUUAAAAGUAGCUGCAAAGUUUUUUGGUAGUAAAUUUGCGUGUGGAUCCAGUGUAACAGGAGAUGAUGAAAUAGUUAUACAAGGGGAUGUGAAAGAUGAUUUAUUUGAGGUGAUUCCAGAAAAGUGGCCACAGAUUGAUGAAGAUUCUAUAGAUGAUCUUGGUGAUCAGAAAAGGUAAUGGGUCAAUUAAAAGUAUUACAUGCACAA
Messenger RNA from Dufourea novaeangliae, 686 nucleotides. It is a transcript of the gene DENR, whose product is annotated as density-regulated protein homolog. The record is from RefSeq and is a predicted model, not a curated record. Lineage: Eukaryota; Metazoa; Arthropoda; Insecta; Hymenoptera; Halictidae. Gene Ontology annotation, molecular function: mRNA binding; translation initiation factor activity. The transcript has 6 exons. The coding region runs from base 109 to 657 and encodes 182 amino acids. Gene Ontology annotation, biological process: translation reinitiation; formation of translation preinitiation complex.